AGUUUACUAGUCAAUGCCUAUUAUUGCCUUGGGCUGGUUAGAUAGGGAAAUUUUAGUAGCUGUCUCCCGCAUCCUGCCUGUGACGUUUCCAAGUAAACUUGUUCUUCUUUUUAUUAAAUAACUAUAAAAUCAAGCUCAUAUCUGAGCACGACAUGGUAUUCCAACAAUGGUAGUUAUAUUAUGUUAAGAUAAUAAUAAAAGAAGAAUUCGUGCAGGCCAUUAUAAACUCUCCCUCUCUCAAACUCAGUUCUUUGCCAUAUUAUGUCCAGCUACCUGAUAAUUUCCGGUCAACUCCAAUGGUUGUUUAUCGAAGGUUGCCUCUAUAACUUUAGUCCUAAUUGAAUCUGCAAACACCCAUCAACUUACAAAAAAAAGGUCGGAAUUUUGACAUAUUGCUGUCUUGUAUUCUUCUUCUUGAUUUCAGAAUUCAUCGUAGACCCUAUUUUUUUUGUUUUUUUUUCAAUGGGUCUGCAUUCAUCCCUUUCAUUUUCUGUCUUCCUUGUCCGAUCAUUCUUCUUCUACUUGCUACCAUGCCUGCAAUCUGUUUUUCCUUGAAACUCUUCCCAUGAAGAAGAAAGCCAGCUGUUUUUCUCCUCUUGAAAGAUGUCAGUUCUUUCUUGUUCUCUUAACUCUCUUUUUCUUUAUAACCAUGGUCAGCGGCUUUGGCUCCUCUUCGACUAUUGCUGCCAGCCAUGGUUCUAACACCGUGUGUGGCAUUCUUGCGGGAAAAUAUCAGGGUAUCCAAUGUUUUCAACAGGGUAAAACAUUUUCAGUUCUGCCAAACAUCUCUUACGAAGCCAUUUCUGGCGGGCAGGACUUCUUCUGUGGACUGAGUUCUGGUGGUUUCGAUCUCUUCUGCUGGGACACGAUAUUUCCCAGUUUCAAUUUCCAUGGCAAGAGAAUUUACCAUAAUACUCGUUUCCCGUUGACUGAUCUAACAGUUGGAGAUGAUCAAGUUUGUGCAGUGCAGGCCAGAACAGGAAACAUCCGAUGUUGGGAAAGGGAAGCAAGACUCGGUCUACUCACCCCAACUUUACCUCGUGUGGAAGAAACUGCUUUCCUUGCCCUCACAUCAGGUAAAGGGUUUUCGUGCGGGAUAGUUAAGGAUGAGAGGAAUGUCUUGUGUUGGGGUGAAAGUGGGAUAGGAGACUUUAUUGAGAGAGAGUUUGGUAAUAUGUCAAUGCUGAGUUUAGUUGCUGGGAAAUCUCAUGUUUGUGGGAUUGCUUUUUCUGGGUUAUUAAUAUGUAAAGGAAUCAAUGAUUCAGGCCAACUUAAUGUCCCUUUAGAAAGACCUUUCCAUUUUUCAGAGCUUGCUCUUGGUAGGACCUACUCCUGUGCCUUGCAAAGGAGCAAUGGCUCGCUCAUCUGCUGGGGCAAUAGAGGAAAUAUUAAUACAUCAGUUAUCACCACCGAUCAAAAAGUUCAGAAUCUCUCAUUUCAGUCAAUCAUUUCUGGUGUAGAUUAUAUCUGUGGUCUGAGAACUGACGAUUUUACUGUGAUUUGCUGGGGUCCUGGUUUGUCUGGUAAGCUUAAUACUUCAGUUUCACUGCCAAGUAUGGUACCUGGUAGAUGUGUCCGUGAAUCUUGUCAACUUUGUGGUGUGCUUCCGGAUUCAGAGUCACUCUGUAGUGGUGAUACAGUUAUUUGCAGAUCAUGUGUAAUUGAGCUUCCACUUCCAUUAAAGCCUAAAAUAAAACUAGAGGCAGGAAAUGUUCCUGAGCCUAUACCAUCACCAACGGCAAUUUCACCAUCAUCAUAUCCAAUUUCAUCACCACCAUCGAAGAAGGAAACACUCCGGCCUCUCUGGGCGUAUGAGGUAUUUGGGUUUGUUGGUAUCCUUUCUGGAAUGUUUGCCUUUGCUUACUUCAUAUACCUUAAAAGACCAGGUUCCUCAAAAGACGGGAAGAAGGUUCUGGAUGUUGCGAGGGAUAAACAGCAUGAUUCUGUUGGUAGUAGCAAUACUGGUGAUUCAGCUUUUAUAGCAAGUAAUGCUUCAAGUGCACCUCAGUCAAGAUCAUCGUCGAUCACACAGCUUAGUUCUAUGACCUUGGGGCGUGCUAGGAGUUGGGACUAUUCUUCAAAACACGUGGAGAAAUCAGAGGUGUUCACCCUAUUUGAGCUUGCUGCUGCUACAAAGAAUUUCUCCUUAGAGAACAGGAUUGGGAGAGGGAGUUUCGGAACCGUGUAUAAAGGAAAACUCUCUAAUAUUGGUUGUGAAGUUGCCAUUAAGAGGGAAGAAAUCUGCACAAGAAAGGAAAGAGGAAAUGCUUUUGAGUCAGAAUUGGUGCUCUUAACUCGGGUUCACCACAAGCACUUGGUGAGUUUAGUUGGGUUUUGUGAAGAACAGAACGAGAGGCUUUUGGUUUACGAGUAUAUGAGUAAUGGAGCGCUACAUGAUCAUUUGCAUACCAAGAACACUCAUAAAAGUAACGGAUCCGUGAACUCCUGGAAGAUUAGGAUUAAUAUUGCUUUAGAUGCUGCAAGAGGGAUUGAGUACCUUCAUAACUACGCAGUCCCACCCAUUAUUCACCGGGAUAUUAAAAGCUCAAACAUCCUUCUCGAUGCAAAUUGGGUCGGUAGAGUCUCUGACUUUGGUUUGUCAUUAAAGGGUCCGGAGAAUCAGGAAGGGAGCAUGUCAAUAAAACCAGUUGGGACAGUUGGGUAUAUCGAUCCUGAGUACUAUGUUUUAAAGGUUUUGACAACCAAGAGUGAUGUGUAUGGUUUCGGGGUGGUUUUGUUGGAACUUUUGACAGGAAAGAAGGCGGUAUUCAAGGAGGGUGAGAAAAGUGGGCCCACCGGGGUGGUAGAGUACGCAGGUCCUUUCAUUGUAUCCGGGGAAGUGUGGAAGGUGUUGGAUAAACGGGUAGAGAUUCCAGUGAUGAAUGAGUCUGAGGCUGUUGAGCUGCUGGCUUACACCGCGAUGAUGUGUGUUAACUUGGAAGGGAAAGAGAGACCAACAAUGUCUGAUGUAGUUUCCAAUUUGGAGAGGGCUUUAACUCUUUGUAAAGGAAGCUCUGGUACCUUCUCUCCCCCCAACUUCUAUUCUUUCAGUUGAAAUGCCCUCUCUGCAACAAAUAUUUCCUACGGUUACUUCUCUAGUUUCUACCAAUAUUGGUUGAUUUUGUUUUUGUUUAACUUUUUUUGUCAUUUGAUUUAGUGCUUAUUAUACUAAAUUAGUGUAAAUGAAGAAAUGUUAGCUGAGUUUGAUUUUGGAAGGGAACUUUUGCCUGAGUGUGAGUUGUUUGUAUACCUAAGUUUUUUUCUAAGAUGAAAUAAAUUUAAGACAAUCUGUUUAGAUUCUACAAUAUCGGAACUUUCGUGAAUCGGGGUUUCAUCAAUUGUUCAAUUUACUACUCCAUUGGGAUCGAGUUGUGCUAUCCUUUUCUUCUGAAUAAACCACUCACCUGUUUGAUCCUUUUCUGAAGACUUGAGACUUUUCUGAGUGUUAACUUAAGGAUGUGAUUGGCAUACUGUCCUGUCAUAUGUUGUUUGUGCUUAAAAUCCAGUUAAAUACA
This is a messenger RNA of Spinacia oleracea (spinach), 3515 nucleotides long. RefSeq names its product putative serine/threonine-protein kinase-like protein CCR3. The record is from RefSeq and is a predicted model, not a curated record. NCBI's taxonomy places the organism in Eukaryota, Viridiplantae, Streptophyta, Magnoliopsida, Caryophyllales, Amaranthaceae. Bases 566 to 3055 code for a protein of 829 amino acids. The transcript has a single exon. Gene Ontology annotation, biological process: protein phosphorylation. Gene Ontology annotation, molecular function: protein kinase activity; ATP binding.